GCAGCGGAACUUCCGGUCCGGGUGGGGGAGAAUCGCCCUUUUUUUUCCCUUUCCCUUCCACGCCAAGCGCUGCGAUGCGUGUGGAGAAGUGCUACUUCUGCUCCGGCCCCGUCUACCCGGGCCACGGGGUCCAGUUCGUCCGCAACGACUGCAAGGUGUUUCGGUUUUGCAAGUCAAAAUGCCACAAAAACUUCAAGAAGAAGCGGAAUCCAAGGAAGGUCAGAUGGACCAAAGCUUUCCGCAAAGCAUCUGGGAAAGAAUUGACAGUGGAUAAUUCAUUUGAGUUUGAGAAACGGAGAAAUGAACCCGUGAAAUACCAGCGAGAGCUUUGGAAUAAGACAGUGGAUGCAAUGAAGAGAGUAGAAGAGAUCAAGAAAAGGCGGCAGGCCAAAUUCAUCAUGAACAGAUUAAAGAAGGGGAAAGAGCUUCAGAAAGCACAAGACAUCAAGGAGGUCAAGCAGAGCAUCCACCUUCUCCGGGCUCCCCAUGCAGGCAAACCCAAAGAGCUGGAAGAGAAGAUGGUUCAGCAGUUACAGGACACCAUGGAGGUGGAAGGUGCCUCCUAGAGAGCAUCUCUGUUGGAGCCUAUUUGUUUAUUUCUGUGUCUGUAAAGUGCGAGAAGCAA
This is a messenger RNA of Lacerta agilis (Sand lizard), 625 nucleotides long. It is a transcript of the gene RSL24D1, whose product is annotated as ribosomal L24 domain containing 1. Gene Ontology annotation, biological process: ribosomal large subunit biogenesis. Gene Ontology annotation, cellular component: nucleolus. The transcript has 6 exons. The coding region runs from base 75 to 566 and encodes 163 amino acids. NCBI's taxonomy places the organism in Eukaryota, Metazoa, Chordata, Lepidosauria, Squamata, Lacertidae. The record is from RefSeq and is a predicted model, not a curated record.